AGAAACGAACAAACAGUCACAACGAGGCUUCAAUAAUUGUUUGGUAAACGUGUAUGUAUCUAGCUAGCUAUAAAUAGCAGUGAUUAACAAGUUAUAAGAUCAUCAUCCAUCCAUCCAAACAAACAAACAAAUAGUCACAACGAGGCUUUAAUCUGAUUCUCAAGAUGAGACCUGCUCUUGCUUUACUACCUCUCUUGCUUUUCUUGUUUGCAGCAACGGUAGAAUCAAGAAAGGAUCUAGGAGAAUACUUGAAACUUGCUGUGAAAGACCAACACACGGCAGAGGAAAUUGACGCGAAGGAAAACAAAGAAGUCAUUCAAGAUUUUGAAUCAAGACCUAAUGCUUUCCUUUAUCAUGGGAUAGAUGCAGAGGAAAAGAAAGGAGCCAUUAAAGAUUUUGAACCAAGACCUAAUGCUUUCUCUUAUAAAGGAGCCAUUCAAGAUUUUGAAUCAAGACCUAAUGGUUUCGUUUAUCAUGGGAUAGAUGCAGAGGAAAAGAAAGGAGUCAUUAAAGAUUUUGAACCAAGACCUAAUGCUUUCUCUUAUAAAGGAGCCAUUAAAGAUUUUGAACCAAGACCUAAUGCUUUCCAUUAUCAUGGGAUAGAUGCAGAGGAAAAGAAAGGAGCAAUUAAAGAUUUUGAACCAAGACCUAAUGCUUUCUCUUAUAAAGGAGCCAUUAAAGAUUUUGAACCAAGACCUAAUCCUUUCCUUUAUCAUGGGAUAGAUGCAGAGGAAAAGAAAGGAGCCAUUAAAGAUUUUGAACCAAGACCUAAUGCUUUCUCUUAUAAAGGAGCCAUUAAAGAUUUUGAACCAAGACCUAAUGCUUUCCUUUAUCAUGGGAUAGAUGCAGAGGAAAAGAAAGGAGCAAUUAAAGAUUUUGAACCAAGACCUAAUGCUUUCUCUUAUAAAGGAGCCAUUAAAGAUUUUGAACCAAGACCUAAUCCUUUCCUUUAUCAUGGGAUAGAUGCAGAGGAAAAGAAAGGAGCCAUUAAAGAUUUUGAACUAAAACCCACGGUUUCUAGCAAUGAAGAAAAUUACAUUGAUGUUAAGUAAAAGAAGGAUUUUGAGCCGAAUCCAAGUGUCAUGAAAUAUGUUUCAUAAAUAAGUGUAAUAAUAUGCGCACAGUGUGUUGGUCGUCGUCUGAUUGGUACGUCGUUUUCGGUUUUCUGUCUUGUUGUGGCGUUCAUUUAGUUCAUAUUGAAAGCUCAACUUCAAUCAAUUGCAGAUUCAAUCUAUGAUUUGGAAGUCAACGUUGCAGAUCCAGAAGCAUGGAUAUUUCGGUCACUUUGAUUUUAUCAUAUUAUUUGUAAGCAUUUUACCGUUGUAAUGUUAUUAUUAACUUGGAUAUUGUGAGUUUGUUCGCAGAUUCAUCCUUUUCGUUUUUAGAAAAAUUGAAUUUGUAUUUCCGUCUUAUGUAUUCUAUCAAUUAUUGAAACGAAUGAAUAUCUUAUUUUUAGUAUAAAAA
Trifolium pratense (red clover) is the source of this 1464-nucleotide messenger RNA. RefSeq names its product organ-specific protein S2-like. NCBI's taxonomy places the organism in Eukaryota, Viridiplantae, Streptophyta, Magnoliopsida, Fabales, Fabaceae. The transcript is spliced from 2 exons. Bases 165 to 1052 code for a protein of 295 amino acids. The record is from RefSeq and is a predicted model, not a curated record.